Molecule: messenger RNA, 7704 nt
Organism: Acanthopagrus latus (yellowfin seabream)
Lineage: Eukaryota; Metazoa; Chordata; Actinopteri; Spariformes; Sparidae
Gene: phldb1b
Product: pleckstrin homology-like domain, family B, member 1b
Exons: 26
Coding region: 102-5084 (1660 amino acids)
Biological process (GO): regulation of microtubule cytoskeleton organization
Cellular component (GO): basal cortex
Molecular function (GO): protein binding
Source: RefSeq, a predicted model, not a curated record
UGUUGGAAGGCUGUGUUCCUGAAUGGAGUGAGCGAGGACUCAGGGGGAAAACUUUGCCAACGUGACAUUUUUGGUUUCUCUCUCCUCACCUGGACUCAAGGAUGAUGCUCAAGAAAGUACGAUUCAAGGAUCUCCAUGUGUCGCAGGGAGCUGUGGACAGCUCAGUGGACAUGGACCGUCUGAACAGGAACAUGCCGGAGUGUGGACGCCAAACCCGCCAGGUGUUACAGAGCACUCCAUUGGACCUGAUCGAGACCGGGAAGGGGCUGAAGUUCCAGGCAGAGCGCCCCCACCUGGUCAGCCUGGGUAGUGGUCGACUGAGCACAGCCAUCACCUUGCUGCCUCUCCCUGAGGGCCGGACCACACUGGGUCAUGGACCCAUGGACAUCAGCAUCCAGGGCCCUGGGGUGGCUGCCCAGCACUGCUACAUAGAGAACAGGUCAGGGCUCAUCACGCUGCACCCCUGUGGGAACCUGUGUGCUGUGGAUGGGCUCCAGGUCACACAGCCCGUCCGCCUGUCACAAGGCUGCAUGCUGUGUUUUGGCCAGUCAGCCUACUUCCGCUUCAACCACCCUGAAGAAGCCUUCAGGAUGAAGAGCAUGGUGCCGCAGGGAGGGAGUGUCUCCACCGGGGACUACAGACUAUGUCCAGACUCGGAGAGCUUUGUCAAUGGGAAUCACCAGGCCAGUCCAGUCCAGUCUCCCCCAGCUCCUGGAGAGAGAGUCCAGUCUGAGCAUAGUGCAAUCGUCAGCUCUAUUGAGAAGGACCUCCAGGACAUCAUGGACUCCCUAGUCAUGGAUGAUCCCCAGCCUUCUUCAUCGGAGGGCAAAAAGCCCCCUGGGGGCCAGGCCAUUCCCCACUCCCCUCUGUCUCCCAUGGUGAAUGGAGGGGGCCGGUAUCUGCUGUCCCCUCCCACCAGCCCAGGGGCCAUGUCUGUGGGGUCCAGCUAUGAGAAUACAUCCCCUCCCUUCUCUCCCCUCUCCUCUCCCUCAGCAGCCAGCAGUGGGAGCUUUACCAGCCCGUCUCCUAGUGGAGGACCCCAGGACCAGAGUUCGUCUCUGCCGCCAGUGCCUGUACGCUCCUCUAGCUACAACUUCACCACCCAGCCUCCGCCUGUACCCCAGCCACGGACCAUUCUGCCUUUUAGCAGUGGUGGGGUGGGCCAGAAGGUUCAGGAAAGCCCCAGGCUGCAGAGGAAGGUCCUAACUGAGGCUCCUCCAAGCCCCAAGCCAAGCCGCAGAGGGCUAGGCCAAGAUGGAUCAGAGAGCCCCAGACAGACCCCUCUUCUGUCCUCUACUGAAUCUCUCAGCAGUAGAAACAUUGUGCCAAGUAGCCCCAGACUCACUCCCAAAUUCCCUACCUGUCCAUCCCCUUCACCCUCUAGUCCAAGGACCAAGACAACCAUGGUACUCCAGGAAAGGCCUGCCAGCCCUUUCAGAGAGCAGACCAGUGUAGCUGAUGGCUCCCUAACCUCCAGCCCCUCCAGGCAGCUUUCCCAACCCACCAGAGCCUUCCAGCCUCCCCUGGACCCCAUUGUCCACAUUAUCCAAGGAUCACCGCUCCAGCAGCAUCAGCGUUCACUGCAGCCCCCUGAAAGCCCUCGCAUGGCGAGGAGAAACAUGGAGCUGAAUGGUGGCAGUGCAGGGGGCAGCAGUAUGAGAGAACUGCCACCUCUUAGCCCGUCAAUGGCUCGGAGAGGCGUCCCGGUUCUCCCAGGGGCUCUCCCGGGGACAGUCCCCCUAUUGAGGACUCCAGAUAGCCCCUCAGGUCUGGGCAAGUUUGUCCCUGAGAGUCCCAGGCUCCGACGCAAGUCAGGAUCUACAUCUGAGGAGCCGUCGUGCAGCAGGGGGAUCCGAGCCCGUAGUCCGUCACCUACCUCUAUGAUGAUGGAGAGUGGUGGUGGUGCGGGAGUACGGAAGGCGAGCUUUGGGAAUUCCCUGUCACCUGCUUACAGUCUGGGGUCCCUGCCUGGCUCGUCCCCUGUAGCCAGCCCCAGGAGCCAUCGGAAGAUGUCUUCAGGUAGACCCCACCCUGGGAUGAGGGAGAGGAAGAACAGCAUCAGUGAGAUCAGUGACAACGAGGACGAGCUGCUGGAGUACCACCGACGACAGCGAGAAGAGAGGCUCCGAGAGCAGGAAAUGGAGAGACUGGAGAGGCAGCGACUGGAGACCAUCCUGAACCUCUGUGCUGAGUACAACAAAGGAGAGAGCACAGGCCUGGAGCCACUGGGCUCAGGGAGGACAGGUUUCCCCGGGGGCCUGACAGAUGGCCUGGGCCGGAGACCGUCCAUGGAAAAUGUCCUAGGAGGGACACCGUCCUCUGCCACGCUCCGCCUGCUGCAGAGACAGAGGGAGAGCGACGAGGAGAACCUGAAGGAGGAGUGUAGUAGUACAGAAAGCACUCAUCAGGAGGUGAGGACAUCUCCUGCGUCAGCACUGCACUGCAAUGGAGACAGACAGCACGAGGACUCGUCCAGUUCAGGCAGCGCAGGUCGUCUGGAGCUGGGUUACCUGGAAGACGAGCGGGUUCGCGUCCUCGCUCGGGUCGAUGAGCUCAAAACCCGGCUGAUGGAGCUGGAGCAACAACUGCAAGAGUCCAAACAAGAGGCGGAGAUGGAGCGUGCCUUGUUGCAGGGCGAGAGGCAGGCCGAGCUCGACCAGAUCGAGGCUGAAACGGACAUCAUCACUCAGCUGCAGCACAAGCUGGACGAGCUGGAGAGCGCCAUCCAGAGGGAGAAGGACAAGGAGAGGGCUAAUGUUGAGGCUGAGCGCCGGGCCCUGCAGAGCCUCCAGGAGGGCUACUCUGAGUUGAAGAACCAGCUUCAUAACUGUCCCGAGUCUCUGCGGGAACAGUUGCAGGAACAGCUCAAAAGGGACGGAGAGGUGCUGGAGGCAGGAACCAAAAAGUUUGAGGACCUGGAGUUCCAGCAGCUGGAGAGAGAGAGCAGCCUGGAGGAAGAGAGGGAGACCAUGAGCCAGCAGCUGCUCCAGGAACGAGCAGAGUACCACAACAGUGUGGCCAAGAGGAAGGAUAAGGUGUCUGCUCUGGAGAACCAGGCCAACCAGCUCGGCCUGCAGGCUACACAGGAGUGUGACCGGCUGGCCAAAGACAGGACCCUCACUCUGCAAAUGCUCCAGAAGGAGAAAGAGAGGCUGUCGGCCCUGGAGAAGAGAUACCACAGCUUGACGGGAGGGAAGAGCUUCCCCAAGUCCUCCUCGGCCAUGAGAGAGGAAGCGCUCCAUAUCAGCGAAGCUGACCUGUUGUUUGAGGAUGUCCACUCCUCCCAGCAUUCUCUCUGUCGAGCCUCUUCUUCCUACUUACAUCCCUCCCCUCCCUGUCAGUUGUACCCCAGCAGCCCUACGGAGGAGUACAUGAAGCUGUCGGAUGUCUUUAAGAUGUAUGGCAGCAGCGGCCGCCGUCAAAGCAGCACGUCCACCUCUCACGGCGGCUCGUUUGCCAUAGAUGCUGCAUUAGCUGGCGCCUGUGAGGAGUAUGUGACAGUGGGCCAGUUAAAUCAGAUGUAUGGGAUGCCAAAGGUGGAGUCGUCCCCAACUUCCCCGCUUCGCCAGCCCCUGCAGCCUGGAGCCAUAAACCCUGCCUUCUCCUGCCUCACCUCUCCUCAUGGCUCCUCCCUCUCUCUGUCUGUGGAGUACCAGUCUGAGGGCAGUAGGCCUCACCUCAACAAGCUAGAUUUAGAGCAGUGGUACCAGGAGCUGAUGGCUGGCUCCAGCCAGCUGUGUCCUCCUCUGCCAGCCAAGUGUGUGUCAGGCCGCAGGCCUGUGCUGCAGGUGUUCCGCUCUAAGCUGGACAGUGAUCCGGGCCUGUCUCUCCAUCAGCCUAAAUCAGGCUCUGCGUCCCCUCUGCAGCUCGGAGCGGCAACACUGGGACGCAACACGAGCUCAAAGCAGAGCCCCCUGCUGGCGGCCAACAGCACCGGCAGUCUGCCUCGGAACCUGGCUGCAACCCUGCAGGAUAUUGAGACCAAGAGGCAGCUCGCUCUGCAGCAGAAAGAGCCCCUGACCUCCAGACAGAACAGCGUAGAGGGCAGCUCAGCAGGUCAGCAGGUGAUCGAGGAGCAGCGUCGUCGCCUUGCUGAGCUCAAACAGAGGGCAGCGGCCGAAGCUCAGUGUCAGUGGGAGGCGCUGCACGGCUCUCAGACCCACCUCAUGACCUCCUGCUCCUCGUCGCCCUCCUACUCCCCAGUCAUGUCCUACAGCCCAGCGCUGAGCCACAGCUCCAUCGGUGGUCCUCCUCUGGUUCACCACUCCAUCCUGCACCACCAGCCCCCGUCAGCCGGAGAGCAGCCAUACGACACCCUGAGCCUGGAGAGCUCCGACAGCGUGGACACCAGCGUGUCGACAGGGAACAACUCAGCCUGCUCACCAGACAACAUGUCCAGUGUCGGAGGAAUGGACACGCUGAAGAUCGAGGAGAUGGAGAAAAUGCUGAAGGAGGCGCAGCUGGAGAAAGCCAGACUUAUCGAGUCGCGGGAACGGGAGAGCAUGGCUCGCCGGCAGAUGCUGGAGGAGGAGAGGAGGAGGAGGGAGGAGGCGGAGAAGAGACUGCAGGACGAAACUUUCCAUCGGCAGCAGCUCGUGGAGAAGGAGGUCAAAAUGAGGGCCAAGAACUUCUCUCAGGCCCGCCCUAUGACUCGCUACCUGCCCAUACGGAAGGAGGAGUUCGACCUGCGCUCCCACGUCGAGUCGUCAGGCCACAGUGUGGACACCUGCUACCAGGUCAUCCUCACAGAGAAGAUGUGUAAGGGCUACCUGGUGAAGAUGGGAGGCAAGAUCAAGUCCUGGAAGAAACGCUGGUUCGUCUUCGACCGCCUCAAAAGGACCUUCUCCUACUACGUCGACAAACAUGAGACCAAGCUGAAGGGUGUGAUCUACUUCCAGGCGAUAGAAGAGGUCUAUUACGAUCACCUCCGCAGUGCCACAAAGAGCCCGAACCCCUCCCUGACCUUCUGCGUAAAGACCCACGACCGGCUCUACUACAUGGUGGCCCCGUCGGCGGAGGCCAUGAGGAUCUGGAUGGACGUGAUCGUCACAGGAGCGGAGGGAUACACACAGUUCAUGAACUGAGAGACACACACAGGGACGGGACGGAGGGCACAGGCGACGAGCAGAUCGUUUCGGCAGGGACUCUCCCAUCACAGACUCGACAGGCCCACCCUGUUUCUGGUCCACAGCGGACACAGCGCCUUGUUUUAUGUUGUUAUGUUUUUAAUCUCACACGUUGAUUUUACUACAUAGAUGUUUUCACCUCCACAUUUUCUACACCAUUCUGUUUGGAUUGUAAAGGGAGCCUUCGGAGGACACACACACACACACACACGUAUACACACAUCUGUAUAUAAACCAAAUGUAUACCUGUCAAAGACUUUUAAAAAGCCUUUCUAUAAUGCCAAAUGGAGAUCUUGUAGUUACUGUUUGUUGAAACCUUUUGUAUUAUUUGUUUCCUUUCUUUUUUCUUUUCUUUUUUUUUUUUUACUUCUAGAGAAAAUUGCCAAAUGACAUAAUGCCAAUGUUUCGUUUGAGUGUUCCAUCAUGACUGUGCUCAGUUUAGACAGCAAGAAUUCAAUCAAAGGGUGUAAUCAAUCCAGAAAUCUAUUUGAAAGAAUCAAAAUGUGUAAAUCUUAAAAAAGAAAAAAAAAAAAAAUUAGAUAAAAGAUAGAAAUCAGUUGACAGGGACAGGAGAUGAUUUAAGAGUCCAGCACACGUUGAGUAAACAGUAAAACGUCACCUCAGCGCUGCUCUUACACGAAAGACGAACACUAAACGCAGCAUUUUCAGUCUGAUGAGGUCUCCGGAGCUACAUCCUGGUCACAUCACUUCACACGGGAUAACCAAAGCAAUCGGAAGGUAUUUUGUUGACUUUCACUUUGACGACAGCUCAGGAGCCCACUCACUCUGCAGUUCUCACUAUGGUUCGACUGAUAUGGGGUUGGAACAGCCGGUACUGGUAUUGAAGCUGCUCGUGAACAUUAUGUGAUGCAGUAUUCAGUAUAUAUAAAAACUAAGCACCACUCAAACCAGAAUAUUGAAAGUACCGUCAGAAUUAACACAUCGGUUUGCUUCAAAGCUGUCAAAGAAGUGAUCAAGUGUACGUCGAAAGUGUCCAAAAAUGCUCCCUUGAAUAAAUAGUUUGACAUUUUGGCGCAUGUGCUAACUCGCUUCCAUACGCAGAGUAAGAGGAGAACAUCAGUACCAUCCAUGUCUGUAUGCUAGAUAUCAAGCUAGAGCCGGGAGACAGUUAGCGUAGCUUAGCAUUAAGCACUGGAGCUAGCCUGGGUGUGUUUCUGAAGUUCACUAAUCACAUCCUUGUGUGACUGGUAGGCAUGUUGAGUUUACCUUUCCAUUUACUUGAAUAUAUAUAUCACUGACACAUCAGUUCUCAAGUGAAUUUCUUAAGAAAUCAUAUAACCAUGUUUCAGAAAAAUGUCAAACUAUUUCUUUCGAGGUAAAAUCUGGCAUUUUGAUGAAUACACCUCGCUGAUUGUGACAGUUUAGGGGUCUGGAUUUCCAUCUGCUUCCAGCCUCUGUGCUAAGCUAGGUUAAACAAGCCACGCCCAACAUGCCUUUAAAUAAUCUGCACAUCUUUUGGGAACUAUUAUAAAGAGGGAAAAAAAAAAAACGGGAUAAUCCAGCUCAUCAUUUGGAUGAUAAUCCAGUGGCUCAGUAUGAAUAUCAAGAAUAACCUGUAUAUUGGUCUAACCAUAGCUGCCACAUUCUCAGUGUACUUGUGAAUAUGACGAACGUGAAUAUGUCACUGUCUGUCUGAUGCCAACUCAAGGUGCAAACUGUAUGUAUCUGUGUGCACACAUAUUAUCAGAAGUAGAAGAAGAAGAGAAAAAAAAAGCUCAUCUAUUUGCCAUGUAGCCUUUAGCUAACUCGAUGAUGCUACGACACAGCUGGGAAGCGGUCAUCAUCACUGCCAGCGUAAAGCAGAACCACUAGAGGGCGCUACAGAGACCACACCGACACAGGACCACACGGGAGGAAAACCUACGGACUGAUGCAACUCUGAACUGUGCCUUGACUAUGUGUUGUUAUUGAUGGCGUGUCUGAGUCCAGCACAGCCUCGCUGGAAGGCUACAAAUGUAUGAAUGCAUUUUUAAUUUGUGUCUGUGUAACGUGGACAGGCUUGCAUGGGGUUUUUCUUCAGCACUACGGGGACAUCUGUUAGAGGCAGAGCUACUGAAGGCCCAGAGCACAGUGGGGAUCAGCUGCUUCACUGCUAGAACAGUUAGUCUAUUCAUACCAUGGAUUUUUUUUUUUUUUUUUAAAGGAACACUCCAACAAAUCUGAUGUCAAUUUCAGUGUAUUUAUCAUGGGGAGCAUUAUUCAGUCUGUGAGAUGAGCUGUAUAAUGUCUUCUGUGGCUCUGGAGGGUUGUGAUUGAGUCCGAGGUGCUGUCCACCUCCAAUCCAGGGGGAUUUCUUAAAACAACGCUUUUUCUCUGCAUUUUGGCCUAAACAUUUUAGGUCCAAAAUGACAUUGGAAAACUGCUUAGAAGUUAUUCAGAAAACUGUCGUCAGUGUUACAUUAUCUUCAUUCAGAAAUACUCAAACAAACAGUUAACAUACAAUAAUAGAAAAAAAAACCAUUGUCGAGGAUCUUCAUGAGGAGCAGUCUCACUUCACCAGUUCUGUAUAUGAAGUUAAAAUAAAAACCUAGUAUUUUCAACAACCAACCAAACAAUA